Messenger RNA from Balaenoptera ricei (Rice's whale), 2091 nucleotides. RefSeq names its product protein phosphatase, Mg2+/Mn2+ dependent 1M (gene PPM1M). The record is from RefSeq and is a predicted model, not a curated record. Gene Ontology annotation, molecular function: protein serine/threonine phosphatase activity. The transcript has 10 exons. NCBI's taxonomy places the organism in Eukaryota, Metazoa, Chordata, Mammalia, Artiodactyla, Balaenopteridae. Gene Ontology annotation, biological process: protein dephosphorylation. Bases 75 to 1445 code for a protein of 456 amino acids.
CCGGGUCGGGCGGGCGGUGCCGUCGGCCCAGCCUCCUGCCCGGCGCCCCGCGGGCAGCCCCCGGCCGCUGCGCCAUGUCCGCCGACUGGUUCCGGCGCCGCUUCCUGCCGGGGGGUCCGCUCCCCGCGCCGCGGCCACCCCGGCCCCGCGCCAGCCCCGUGCCCUACCGGCGGCCCCGCUUCCUGCGCGGCUCGGGCUCCAGCCCCGGCACCGCCGACGCCUCGUGCCGCCCGAACGCCCGGCCAGUGCGCAGCCCGGUGCGGGGCCGCGCGCUGCCCUGGAACGCAGGCUAUGCCGAGAUCAUCAAUGCAGAGAAAUCUGAAUUCAAUGAGGAUCAGGCGGCCUGUGGGAAGCUGUGCAUCCGGAGAUUUGAGUUUGGGGUUGAAGAGGACCAGGAAUGGCUGACCUUGUGCCCAGAGGAGUUCCUGACAGGUCAUUACUGGGCACUGUUUGAUGGUCACGGUGGUCCAGCUGCAGCUAUCCUGGCUGCCAACACCCUGCACUCCUGCCUACGCCGGCAGCUGGAGGCCGUGGUAGAGGGCAUGGUGGCCACUCAGCCCCCCAUGCACCUCAGCGGCCACUGCAUCCGCCCUAGUGACCCCCAGUUUGUGGAGGAAAAGGGCAUUAGGGCAGAAGACUUGGUUGUCGGGGCUCUGGAGAGUGCCUUCCAGGAGUGUGAUGAGGUGAUCGGGCGAGAGCUGGAGGCCUCAGGACAGGUGGGUGGCUGCACAGCCCUGGUGGCUGUGACCCUGCAAGGAAAGCUGUAUGUGGCCAAUGCUGGGGAUAGCAGGGCCAUCUUGGUGCGGAGGGAUGAGGUACGGCCCCUGAGCUCUGAGUUCACCCCGGAGACUGAGAGGCAGCGGAUCCAGCAGCUGGCCUUUCUCUACCCUGAGCUUCUGGCUGGUGAGUUCACCAGACUGGAGUUCCCUCGGCGACUGAAGGGGGAUGACUUGGGGCAGAAGGUUUUGUUCAGGGAUCACCACAUGAGCGGCUGGAGCUACAAGUGCGUGGAGCAGUCGGAUCUCAAGUACCCACUGAUUCAUGGACAGGGUAGGCAGGCUCGGUUACUGGGAACACUGGCCGUCUCCCGGGGCCUAGGAGACCAUCAGCUCAAAGUCCUGGACACAAAUAUUCAGCUCAAGCCCUUCUUGCUCUCUGUCCCACAGGUGACUGUGCUGGAUAUGGACCAGCUGGAGCCGCAGGAAGAGGAUAUAGUUGUCAUGGCGACUGAUGGGCUCUGGGAUGUCCUGUCCAAUGAGCAGGUGGCACGGCUGGUGCGGAGCUUCCUCCCUGGCAACCGAGAGGACCCACACAGGGCCAAGGGCGCAGUAGCCACUGAGGAUUCAAACAUCGCAUCCCAGAACCACUUACGGGCCAGGUGCAGUGUGAGCGUCCACCAUGGUCAACAGCAGGUCUGCCUGCCCCACCCCCAGACCCAGCCCUGACCCCAACCCAUUUCAAGGGGAGCAUUUCUACAAGGCAGUCAGAACUGGAAGAACACAGGGAGUCCAGCUCCCCAGGUCCCCCUUUGGCAGGCAGGGAAAGAGUGCUAAUGUCAAUAAUGUCUGGCAGAGUCACUUUACAACUUAGAAUCUAUGUAAGCCUCCUCAGAUAGGAUCCUUAACAGCCCACUAUAUUAUUCCCAAAUGGGGACAGCUGGACUAAGGGCAUUGGCCAAGGAUGCCAGGAAGGGCAGACAGCCUGUGUUUGGAUCCAGGUCUCUAAUGCAUGAAUGUCAGAUUAUCUACUCAACAACCCCCAAAGCCCAUGCAGAGUGCCUUAUGGGAAGCCUCAUACCUGCUAAACAGCCAUCUUGAAGCAGCCCUUGGAGAGAGACCAGUUCAGGUCCCACCCUGCUCCCCUCCGUGCUGGAGGAGAGGCACAGGCCCAGGGGCUAAAGUUGGGGGAGAACUAAGGGACAAGAAGGAGCCCCCGAGUUGGCUUAGUGAAUGCCCAGAUUAUUGCUGCUGCCUCUAGCCCAGUCUCCUGAUUGCUCCUCUCUGGCUCCAGCCCUGCCCUAGGCUGAUGCCUCAACAACGCCGUUUUGUUGUUCCCCAUCACCUUCCUAUUAAAUGUUUGUAUGCAGAAGAA